Molecule: messenger RNA, 1383 nt
Organism: Aspergillus pseudotamarii
Lineage: Eukaryota; Fungi; Ascomycota; Eurotiomycetes; Eurotiales; Aspergillaceae
Product: major facilitator superfamily domain-containing protein
Exons: 7
Coding region: 1-1383 (460 amino acids)
Biological process (GO): transmembrane transport
Cellular component (GO): plasma membrane
Molecular function (GO): transmembrane transporter activity
Source: RefSeq, a predicted model, not a curated record
AUGGCAAAAAUCGACUGGCACGUCGUACCCUGCUUGUGUCUCAUGUAUUUGCUCGCAUUCUUGGACCGAGUGAACAUCAGUAACGCGGCCAUUCUGGGUUUGCAGGAAGACCUGAAUAUCGAGACGGGCACGAAAUACAACACCGCGUUGACGAUCUUUUUUGUUCCCUACAUUAUCUUCGAAAUCCCGUCGAAUAUUUUAAUGAAGAAGCUGAAGCCUCAUCUUUGGUUGUCAUUAUGUAUGUUUGGUUUCGGCUUGGUCAUGAUCUGCCAAGGUCUGGUGCAAAACUGGGGAGGACUUAUGACUACUCGCUGGUUCUUGGGCAUGUUUGAGACCGGUUUAUUUCCUGGUUGCUUCUAUCUGAUGGGCAUGUGGUACAAGCGCAGCGAAGCCCAGAAGCGUUUUAGUUUCUUCUUCAGCUCCACCACCCUAGCAGGUGCUUUUGGUGGUCUCCUUGCCAGUGGUCUCGGCAAAAUGGAAGGUUUGCGCGGCUAUCGAGGCUGGCGUUGGGUGUUCAUUAUCGAAGGUGUCCUGACCUGCGUGGUUGCCAUCAUCUGUUACUUCCUGGUGACGGAUUUCCCGGAAGACGCCAAGUGGCUCACCGAAGAAGAGCGCGAGUUUGUUCGCGAAAAGCUCGCUGCGGACACGGGCAAGGCCGCCCCAGAUGCUGAUUUAACCUUGCGCGAUGUGUUGAGCGUGUUCAAAGACUACAAAAUCUUCAUCGGUGGAUGGAUGUACUUCGGUCAGGUUGUCACAGCCUACGGCUACGCGUACUUUGCGCCGACGAUCAUCAAGACCUACGGAUACGGACCCAUCAAGACGCAGCUUUAUUCGAUCCCUCCCUGGGCGGCGGCAUUCGGAUUCUCCAUGCUUAUCGCAUUCCUUUCGGACAAGUUUCGCCAUCGAUUCGCCUUUGCAUUCAUUCCGAUGCUUAUUGCGAUGGCUGGAUACGGAAUUUUGCUCAACAUCCACGGCGAGUCGCAACGGCACGUGCAGUACGGAGCCCUAUUCCUGGUCACCAUGGGUUGUUACAGCGCAAUGCCCGUCUUGGUGUGUUGGUUUUCUAUGAAUUUAGGAGGCCAUCGGCGACGGAGUGUAGGAACAGCUUGGCAGAUCGGCUUCGGUAACAUCGGAGGAAUCAUUUCGACCUACUCUUUCCUCCAGAAGGACGCGCCGCUCUACCGCAACGGAUACAUCAUCAGCUUGUCCUUCCUGUGUUUCUCGGCGGCAAUGGCCGCCAUUUACUUCGCCGCGCUCUGGUUCGAUAACCGAAGACGCGACCGGGCGAUGGCGAACGGCGCCGUCGAUGCCCAGAACAGCGGCGCAGAGGAGCAAGAGGAGUUCUUGGGGGACAUGGCGCUCACUUAUCGCUACAACUAUUAA